Molecule: messenger RNA, 7570 nt
Organism: Amphibalanus amphitrite
Lineage: Eukaryota; Metazoa; Arthropoda; Thecostraca; Balanomorpha; Balanidae
Product: serine/arginine repetitive matrix protein 1-like
Exons: 14
Coding region: 148-4212 (1354 amino acids)
Biological process (GO): mitochondrion organization
Cellular component (GO): mitochondrion
Molecular function (GO): zinc ion binding
Source: RefSeq, a predicted model, not a curated record
AACUAAAGGAAACCGGUUUCAGUUGACAGGAAACGACUUGUUUUCAAACGGCUCUGUGUUGUCCCACGGUUCAUUGAACUCUACAAUACACAGUGCCACACUCUGCUGGUGCUCUAAGUAAGCUCAGUUUCCAUUUUCCGCCAAGAGAUGGCGUCUGACUCGGACUCCGAAGAUGACCUGGAGGCGCUGCGCCUGGCGGCUCUACGCUCCAAGAAGUCUACGUCCCGCGCGGCUCCUGCGGCCGCGGCUGUCGUCCAGCCUCCGGCGGCUCCUGCGGCGCCUGUUGGUCUACCUAUGGGGGUGGAUCUCUCUCGUCCACCUCCCCUGCCGCUGCCUCCGGCAGUGCCUGUGAUGGUGCAGCCGCACCAGUGGCCCGCGCAUCACCCUCCACAUCACCCUCCGCAACACAUCCCACAUCCUCACCCACACGGCCUACCACAGGCUCUUCCCCAAGGUCUACCACAGGCUCUUCCCCAGCCGGGCGGGUUUCCCCCGUACCUUCCCCCGGGUCUGGCGCCGAUCCGUCCCUCCCUCCCGCCUGGGUCUCGACUGGGACAGAGGCAGGGGGAUAGGUGGAGGAGGGGGCGGCACGGAGCGAGAGCAGGCAGAGGAGCGCAGCACCCCAGGAUAGAGAGGCUGCCGGCGCCUCCGGUACGUCGUCCGGCCGGCUCGACAUCCACGCUGAUCUCCAUCGUACCAUUGGGUGGAGAGGAUGGCACAGAGGACCCCGGGGACCGACCCGCACACAGGGGGCGGCGACGGCGGCGAUCAGACGGCUUCUUUCCCUGGCGAACCUCAGCCUUUCGUCUCCUGAAUCCCAGAUAUUUCAUCCGUUACCAGGCUCGCCAUAGACCAAAUCAAGUACCUGAGAAGAGUGCAAACAAGAAAGAGAGCGCUAAGUUCGCCCGUAUCGACAACUCCAACUCCGAAGAGGAAGAGGAGGAGGAAGAGAUGACCAAUGAUGACGUCAGGGUGACGUCACAAGAGGUCGACUCAGCCGGCGAUCAGGGGACGAAUGAUGACGUCACUACAACUGCUGAUGACGUCACCACGGCUGAAACCGAUCUGAAUGAACCAACCGUGAGAAGAAAAUCAUCCGGCUCCUCCACUCAUGCCGACGCUGGCGCCGAAGCUGCUGUUGACACCGCCGGCAAUGUUGAUGACUAUGCUGACAAAGAUGCCGAAGAUCUUUCCGCUACCCCUACCCGAGACGAGACAUCCCCCGCUGAUGUCGCUUCAUCCGCCUCCACUCCUACACGUGACGAAUCAGCAGCGCGACCCUCCGCGUCCGGGGAAUCCCCGUGUGACGACUCGGCUGACCAAUCAGGAGACGAAUCGGACGCUGACGUCAUUGAUAUGGGUCUGGGCGAGGACGAUUUUGAUAAGAUGCUGGCAGAGUUUGAGGACUUCGUGGAGAAUCCCGCGGAUAAGGCAGAGGGGAAGAGGAAGAAGAGAAAAGAGCGGAGGAAGUCGCGAUCGGAGGCGCCUGGUGGGGCUAAAGGGGAUGGGGUGGGUGGGAGUUCUACACAACUGAGAGGGAACGAGGAUAGGAGCAAUGGGAGGACCGGCGCAACAGAGGCUGGGCGGAAGUCGCCUACUUCCGGUUUACAGAGAGACCGGAAGUCAUCGGGUUCCGGUUCACAGAGAGAACGAAAGGCUUCCGGCUCCCAAAGAGACCGGAAAUCACCUGUGUCUGGUUCUCAGAGGGAACGAAAGGCCUCUGGUUCUCAGAGGGACCGGAAGUCACCUAUUUCCGGCUCCCAGAGGGACCGGAAGUCACCCAUUUCCGGUUCCCAGAGAGACCGGAAGUCACCUAUUUCCGGUCGUCAUCCCUCUCCCAUGCCGUCUCGCCGUCGCGCCAUUUCUCCACCUCCCGCCAAGAGACCCGCCAGUCCGCCUCUUAGCCGCAGCGCAGGGUCACCGAAACGACCGGCCCUCAGCUCCCCGGCUCGCCGCAGCCCGCUCAGAGGCUACGGAGGCUCGCCCGCGCGGAGAAGCCCGGCUAGAGGCUAUGGAUCACCGGCACGCAGGAGUCCGCCAAGAGGCUACGGGAAUUCGCCGGCAAGGAGGAGCCCGGUUCGAGGUUACGGGAGCUCACCGGUUCGUCGGAGUCCGGGCAGAGGCUAUGGAUCGCCUCUGAGGAGGUCACCAUCGCCUGUGAAAACUGCUCUCCGGGACAGAUCACCAGCGCCGCCGCCGCGGCCGCUGCCCCUCACCCAGGAGGAGUUUAUCAGGAGGAUGAGACUGGGCCUGCCCCUGAGGGACGGCUCCCCGUCACCGCCGCCGACUGCCGGGAGGCGGGGCUCCAGGUCCAGGUCUCGCUCUCCACUCCGCCGCCGGCGCAGUCUGUCACCCCCUCCUCAGGGCGGACGGAGAAUUCGUACACCGAGUCUCAGUCCGGAGAGGCGGAGGCCUGGCGCGGCGGCGCCGCUUAGACAGCCCAUACAGCAGAGAGGAGGCUUCAGACGGGGUGCCGGCGCCGCCGCUCGUCCCGCUCGCCGCAGCGUCUCGCCCCCCGGCGCCACCGUCGGCCGUCGAGCCGCCCGCGGCGGUCUGUCCCGACGGCAAUGGGAGGAGCUCCAGAUGGAGCAGUGGAGAGCCAGAAGACGUCAGGAGGCAGGAGACACAGGAGCAGGAGGCGAGGAUAUGCGGCAGACCCUGGAGGAGGCCAGGAGGCUGGAUCAGGAGCGCCGGAUGCUUGAUCAGGAGAGGAGGAGAUUGGAGGGGGAGCAGGGUCAACAAAGGAUGCAGGACGGUGGCAGGAGGUGGAAUGAGGAUAGCAGGAGGAAUGAAGAUACGAGAAGAGGUGAAGAUUCACGUAGAAAUGACAAUACAAGAAGGAGUGAAGAUACACGGAGGAAUGACGAUACAAGAAGGAAUGAAGAUGCACGGAGGAAUGAGGAUACGAGGAGGACUGAGGACAACACUAGGAGGAAUGAGGACACGCGCCGGUUUAACGACAGGAGGGUGGACGACGCGAGGAAAAGGUUAGAUGAGCGGAGGAAGCCCGAUGAGGACAGGAGGAGGACUGAUGAGGACAGGAGGAGGACUGAUGAGGACAGGAGACCAUUGGAGGACGCUAGGAGGAGGCUGGAGGACAGGAGGAAUGACGACAGAAGAGGAGGCGAUAAGAGGACGGAAGAUAGGAGAGUUGAUGAGGAUAGGAACCGUAGGGAGGAUGAUAGGAGGCGGUCGGAGGAGAGAAGAAAACAGGAGGAAGAGAGGAGGAAAAAGGAAGAGGAGGAUAAGAGGAAGGAGGAUGAAAAGAGAAGGAAAGAGGAGGAGAAGAGGAAGAAGGAGGAAGAGGAGGAGGCCCGGAGACAGGCAGAGUUCGAAGAGCGACUCAAAGGGUUAUCCAGCGAGGACCGUGAGCGCGUGAUGAGACGGCGACAGAAGUUUGAACGCAACAACCCGGUAGUGGUCAAACCGCAGAAGAUUCGACUCCGAGACAACGCCGCCGCGCCUGCCCCCGCGGCAGCGGCAGCUCCGGACCCUACAGCGGCGGCUGACGAAACGACAACGACGGCGACAGUUGGGAGGGCGGGAAAGAGGAAGAGAAAGAAGGAAGCCAUGCUCAACGCAAAGCGUCAGCUGAGUCGCCGAGAGUCGGCCGGCGACGCACUGGAUCUGGGGCUGGAUGACGACUUGCUGGAGAUGGAGAGGGAGCUGGAUGAUCUGGACUCGCCCCCCACCGCCGGCCCGGCCUUUAGUGGAGCGGCCAGCACAGCCGGGACCAAAGCCGAUGCUGGCGGUAGUUCGUCUGACCGCCGGCCGGCCGGCCGACCCCGGGAGAGAGCACGGAGCAGGGAGAGAGGGAGGAGGAGAGCAGAGGGAGGAGGAGACGGCGGCAGGCGGGUGGUGGUCGUCGGCAGAGUAACGGAGACCGGCCAGCAGGAGAAGAGCAAGGAGUCCAGCGAAACGACCGAUGUCUCUGCCGUCCGUCCGACGUCGUCCGUCUUCUCGCGUCUGGGCGCCGGAAAAUCUCAGAACAAACCUUCAACAUCCGACUCCGGCGGCGGGCGACGCAAGCUCAAGUUGAAACGGGGCACAAGAGAUGGCGCCACCGACACCGGAGGUGAGCCACAACGCACGCCUCUGUUUUCAGAGUGUGGAGACUCGACGGAAGGCGUCGCUACCGUCGGAGCUACGACUAUGAAGGCACGGCUUGGGAAGAAACGGGGGAGAACUUUGAAUGUGAUGGGUAUUCUGUGAUGUUUGUAAAAUGCCUGUGAUUGUUUUUUUUUUUAAGUGUGUGAAGAGCUGCAAAUAUUUAUUAAGCAGCUCUGGUCUCUCAGAGCAGUAGAGGUGGAUAAGGUAGAUUUUUUACCAUUUUACUCCCUUGCCAUUCUAUAUAAGACAUGGAAUUAUGUCAUUCUAAGAUUCCAUAUCGCGAUGGCGAAGGUUACGCCAUUUUUAGCAGCCGUUUUGCUUGAUAUCGUAGUUCCCAAAUAAUGAGCAUUCAUCCAGCGUUAUAAAUGGAUGCGUUUGAUCUCUUAUUCAUUCGGAUCUGGUUAUAAGAUCUGCUUUAUCAGGCAUAUUCCUUGCUUUUGGGGCUUAUGUUACUGUUCUGUUUCUUGUUUUAUCUCUUAUAACUGCAUAAUCUGGUCAUUUUACCAGUGUACAAAGUGAUGCUAUAUCGUGUUAUCGUAUCUUAUCGUAUAAUCGCGUGUCGUAUUUCGUACAUCGUACUCUUCCGCUUUGGGAGGCCUACCGCUUAUACCAUAAACAGAGUUCAAAAAGCUGGUCAAAAGCUAUGCAGUUAACACCUAAAAAAUACUAACAGUGCAUUGUUAUCCAGUAUCAAAUAUCAAAAUAACCUAAGCGCUGUACAGAACACGUAUAAUGUUUAAAAAAUUGUGGUGUGUUUUAUACGUUCCUUUAUGCCACAUGCUAUGGAAACGUCUGGAUGUCGGGCUUUACAAGUUAUGUGCCAUCGGCGCCAUAUUCGUCUAGUCUUGAGCUAAGUUCCGCCUGUGGCUGUCGAUUAUGAAGCUGCCGCUGAUCUCUUAUCAGCUAAUCAGCGUGCCAUGUCAAGGAUCUCUUGCUCUAGACAGCAUUUCAGAUCUUGUUCCACGUUUAUGAAAUAGGCGGUUUUAUGUUCGAUUUGUCGAAACACAUCAAAUGUGUCUGAAAGACAUCGCAUGUUUUGAUGGAACUGACCAUAAUAUAACGUUAUCACCAUAAUAUAACAAUAGUGUUGUUGUCUUUUGUUGCUGUUGUUUUUUGCAUGAUUGUAGAAUGUAUUGUCUAUCUGAACUUAUUGAUGUGUAUCUGAUUUUCGUGCAAUUUUUUAUUCAAUGUGUGCCAUAAAAUGACUGAUUUCCCAUCAGCAAUCUAUCAUCGAAAGCACUAUAAUCAUAGAUAUGUUGUUAUCAGUAUCAUGGAAGGAAUAUGUGUAUCGUACACACUGACUACCGUCCAUAUCUUGCAUAUAGUUGUAUCUCUGAAAUCUGAAUCCGCGCCCACUCCACAUACUGAAUAUGUGCCUUUCAAUGUGAUUCCAAUGUCACAUGUGAUACACUGUUAUGUUAUUGAUAAUGAGCGUGUUCGAGGCUGUGAUGGUCGUUGCGCUGUUCGUAUAUGCGCGUUGUGUCGUAGAUCGAAGCCAUUCUACCUCUGUGCCGUUUGGCAUGCUCCGCCCGCCUCUGAAACUGUACUGUGUUUUUCUGUCUAUUGUAUCCUUUACUGUGUAUCGCUGGCCUGCUUACUAUAGUCUGGCAAACAUAAGACAGGACGGAUUUAAAGUGCAACGGUUACUGAUGCACGUGUCUCUAUAUCACUUCCUAUACGCCCGAGAGGAUUAUCCUCAAUAUUGUAGUUUCAAAUCUCAAAUAUUCUUUAGUCUAAAUAUCAAAUCUACUCUCAAGCAUAUGUGCGUUCUCCAAAGAUCCAUGCACGUAUGAAGUGUUUUAAGGCGCUUCAGUUCUGUUCUUUCUGGCGUUUGCCGGGCUAUAGUCCCUCUAGCACUCAAAUCCCGCAUGCAUCCUGAUGGCCGUUACUUUGCUGUUAUAAUAUGUAUACUUCCCGUGUAGGGUAUUUACCACAGGAAAGAGUCGAUGGCAGUCGGACGAUCACGCCCGACCGGCCAUUGGAUAUUUCAUCGGUUGUCAUGGUGACGGAGCCGACUCGGAAAUCCCGGCACGGUAACUCUGCACUACGCCGUAGUGCAUUCCGACAAAUGCACUACGAUGGUAACCUCAAUGUAGUGGAUUUUGUGGUAAUGCACUACGAUAUGAAGUGCUGUGCGAUUAGUGAUAUGUUUUCCUUCAUGAAACUGCUCGUCGUUUUACAGCUUCUGAUGACUUAUCGAACCCUCAGGGAUUCAAUAUUUUCUGCCAGCAAAGAAUCCACAUAAGGUCUUUGUAUUACUUUGUUCAAAUUCCCUCCCUAGUAUUCUGUCUUUCACAGGUCGACUAUGUGUCCAUUGGAGGCGGCUGAUGUAGCUAGCUCUGUCAGAUGUAUUUGCCUUUUCUCUACAGGUGUGAUUGUUUGAAGGCUGACCUCGCCAAUAUUUGGCAUGCAUUUUUACACGACAUUUUACAGACGGUGCAUUUGGAUUUUGGAAGCAGUCUCGAUUCCCCUACCCGGAGUUCGUUCUGUAAUCUGUAUCGACCCCAUUUGACCGUGCCAUGUUUGUCUUUGUCGCGUUAGGCCGCGCCGUCACUGCCGCCACUGCGCCAGAUCCGCUCGAAAGCCACCUGCGCAAAAUUCGCGCCAGAAACGCCGCCAUUGUGCGCCGCACACAAGAGGUGGCCAAAGAUAAGCACCUCUAUGGCUGAACGCCCGCCCGCCUCCGCCGAGCCGGCGAGUCGCCUGCCAUCUGCCGGCCGACGGCACAAGCUGAGGUUACUCAGCCGUCCGCUGGAGCGCUGAUGUGCACACACCGACCUGCUGUACAAUGAGAGGUGGGGUUGGUCGCAGAAUAUUGUACACGUGUGUAUUUUGGCGAUUUUCGGUUUGUCAUGUGAAUGUUGAGCGUGUUCUUGGCGGUCAUAAGUGGUUCCUGAUGAAUGUUUAACGAUUAUUUAGGCGAUUUUCUUGUCAAUUUGCAACUGUUUGGCUGAUAUUUGGCGGAAUUUUGGCGGUGUGAGCGGAUUUGUUCGUUUUUUGGCGCGGUGUUGGGCGAAGUGGCAAAUGUUUGGCGAUAUUGUUGGUGUAGGUAUCUUGCGGUUUCGUUUGGGGGGGGGAAGGGGGUCGUGCCUGAUAAACGAUUGCUGGAAAAUAAGCCGGUUUUCAUGAAAACGUUACCGGUUUUCUUAUAUAGACAUCACUGGUUUGUCUUUUUUCAUUCACGCGUCUUUCAGAUGUGUCGAUGGAACUGGUUUCUAUUCAGUCAUUAAUGUACUACAAUUUGACAAAUUGUCAAACACUUGGCAGAUUUGUGUGAAUUGUAUCGAUAUCCGAAGCAGUGUUUUGUUUUCUUUAAAAAAGGUGAUUUGGACGUGUUGUGUUCUUUGCCUAUCUGAUCCCAGAUAUUGGCCUUUCUCAUAGUGUGAAUGGAUGAUCGACCUGUCUGAAAACAUUGCGAAUAUAUAUUCGAUAUUGUGAAUAUAUGUACAAACAAGCCAAA